AGUGAGCUUUCUGAAAUAGUUUCAUGUGUACCAGUGCUGCAGAGGAAAGUGCACCAGUUAGACAUCAGACAGCAUGAGAGUCUUCGUCCUGCUUGUUUGCCUGUCAGUGGGCUGCCUCGCUCAGAGGCCACAGAGAUGCACAUCCCCUCCUCUGCUGACUGGAAGCCUGUCUGUGUCCAGUGCAAAUGAGAAGCUGACGGUCUUUGCCAGGUACACUUAUGACGCACUGAGGCAGCGCAUUCGACUCGUAGAAUGGGGAUCUUAUCAGAAUCAGUCUUUCCACUCUGAUGCUCUUCUCCUCUACAGAGAGGGUGUUGUGUAUAAGAUAAACAACAGGAACCGAACGUGCUGCAAGAAGGCUCUAUGUAGAUCCUUCCAUCCACUGGCGGUUCCCCAGAACGCCUCCCUGCUGGGCCAGGUGGUGCUGGGCAGCUCCUCUGGUCCAGCGCAGGGAGUCCUGGUCAACACUUGGGCUGGGAAGCUGAACAUGAAGAAGACAAGAGCAAAGUACAUGAGCACUGUCACCGAGUUUGGAUGCGUUCCUGUCAGCACUCUGUUCUACACGGACAAAACUGGAUGGAUAGUGACCAGCUUCUUCAACAACGUCAUAGGACUAGCAGAUCCUCAGAUGCUCAUCCCGCCGUCUUUCUGUAGAGACGCCCAGCUGGAGACAGAGAAUGGAGAAGGUCCAGAAACCUUCUUCAGUGUGCUAUAAAACACGAGGCUGCUUUUCAGAAAUGCAGUGCACUGUGAUGCUGUCUGUUGCAUAUGAAUCUUUGCACUGAACAGCCCUUUUAUCAGUGGCCGUCCUUGGUGAAGUAACACUUAACAAGCUGUAUGCAGGUAAAACCAUGUUAUUCUUCAAUCAAACUUAAUCGGUGCAUCUAUUGUGGGUUUAAUCAUCUGUAUAAUCAUUGGAUUACAGCAGAAACCAUGUAUUGCAAAUAUAGAUCAAGUGAGAAAUUUGCUGUACAAUAAAUUUGUAGUUACAGGUUAACAUGAGAAAACAUACAAUCAAAGAAUGGAGGUAAAAUGUUUACAUCUUUGAUUAUUUUACAAGUAUUAAAAUCUCUUUAAUAUGG
Amphiprion ocellaris (clown anemonefish) is the source of this 1082-nucleotide messenger RNA. RefSeq names its product ependymin-like 1 (gene epdl1). The transcript has 6 exons. Gene Ontology annotation, biological process: cell-matrix adhesion. Bases 74 to 715 code for a protein of 213 amino acids. Lineage: Eukaryota; Metazoa; Chordata; Actinopteri; Pomacentridae. Gene Ontology annotation, cellular component: lysosome; extracellular region. Gene Ontology annotation, molecular function: calcium ion binding. The record is from RefSeq and is a predicted model, not a curated record.